AUUUUUUCCCAUCGCCAUGACUUUCGAGCACGGGGCAGAUGUUGCUGGUCCCUCUGGUGGUGAUGACAAGUCGGUCUACAAGACCAACUCGGAGGAGGUUUUUGUCUCUGGAUCUGGAGACCAUGAUGCUGUCUAUGGUGUUGGUGGUGUUGGUCACACGCAUCGUAGAUUAAAAGCACGACAUGUCACUUUCAUCGGAUUUGGUGGUGGUAUUGGAACGGGUCUUUUCGUUGGAACCGGAAGUGCCUUGGCCUCUGCAGGACCUCUCGGUCUCUUGCUGGCCUACUCUGUGGUUGGUCUGAUUCUGUGGUGUGUCAUGGAAUCUGUUGGCGAGAUUGCUACACUGGUAGUCUCUGCAGCAGCGGUUGUGGUAUCAUACUGGACAGACAUUACACCUGCAGUGGUCAUCACAGUUGGUCUUGCUGCAAUCUUGGCCAUCAACUUGAUGAACGUUCGCUUCUUUGGUGAGGCUGAAGUCAUCACCGCAUCCAUCAAAAUUUUGUGCUUUUUGGGCCUGGUCAUUGUCUCGAUUGUCAUCACCUCUGGAGGCGCACCCGACCACGAAUCUAUUGGCUUUAGGUAUUGGAGGCACCCAGGACCUUUCACUGAUUACAAUGGCAUUAAAGGAAACACUGGUCACUUCCUGGCAUUCUUCAGUGCUUUCAUCAACGCCAGUUUCUCCUACAUUGGUGUCGAGACUGUCAUUGUCGCAGCUGCCGAGACCAUGAACCCCCACAAGGCUAUCCCUAAGGCCGUCCACCGUGUCACCUACCGUAUUCUCUUCUUUUACGUCUUGGGCACGCUCCUCAUUGGAAUGAUUGUUCCUUCCAACGAUCCCGACCUCGUUUCUGGUUCUGGAAAUGCAAACUCUUCUCCUUGGGUCAUUGCCAUUAAGAACUCUGGAAUCACCGUUCUACCAUCUAUCGUCAACGCUUGUAUUCUGGUCUCUGCAUGGUCUGCUGGAAACAGUUACUGCUACAUUGGAUCGCGUAUGCUCGUCGCUCUGGCCGCAGACCGCCAAAUGCCGCAAUUCUUCGCCAAGGUUAACCGUCAAGGUGUACCUUACUGGGCCGUCCUCGCUUCCUUUGCUUUCGGUCCCCUCGCCUACCUCUCCCUGGGCUCGGGCGGUGCAUCGCAAGCCUUCACCUGGCUACUCAACCUCAGCACCGUCGCCGGCCUCCUCGCCUGGAUGACCCUCUGCAUCUGCUACAUCCGCUACCACCACGCCUGCAAAGCCCAAAAUAUCGACCGCAACGCUCUACCCAUGAAGGGACGCCUGCAACCCCUCGCCGCCUACGUCGGCGCCAUCGGCAGCGGCAUCAUCACAAUCUUCUCUGGCUUUAGCGUCUUCCUCAAGGGCAACUGGGAUACUGGAUCCUUUUUUGCUUCCUACAUUGGCAUUGCGAUUUAUAUCAUUCCGUAUGUGGUGUGGAAGAUUGUCAAGAGGACGCGUAUCGCCAGGGCCAGCGAGAUUGAUCUGUGGUCUGGGCGAUUCGAUCCCAGAGGUGCGGUCAAGGAGAAAGAGCCAGUGACCAAGUGGGAGAAAUUCUUGGAUUGGUUGUUA
Aureobasidium uvarum is the source of this 1564-nucleotide messenger RNA. The record is from the annotation of a GenBank genome assembly. Lineage: Eukaryota; Fungi; Ascomycota; Dothideomycetes; Dothideales; Saccotheciaceae.